UGGACUUUGAUCCUUCUCUGAUUCCUUUGCCUGCCUUCGCGCGGACGAAGGUUUCAAAGACCUGUUCGUUUUUCUUGCCGCACACAGUUAAAUAAAAUAUUUUAAUAUAAUGUCGGACAACGUAAGUCCCAUCAAAUAUUUUUUAAGCGGCGGCUUCGGCGGUGUCUGCACCGUGGUUGCUGGUCAUCCACUGGACACCAUUAAGGUAAGACUUCAGACUAUGCCAGUACCGGGACCUAAUGAAUCACCUCUGUAUUCGGGUACCUAUGACUGCGCCAAAAAAACAGUAACCAAAGAAGGACUACGUGGUUUAUACAAGGGUAUGGGUGCACCUCUGUCUGGUGUCGCUCCGAUAUUUGCUAUAAGCUUUUUUGGAUAUAGCGUCGGAAAGAAGCUGCAACAAAGAUCUCCAGAUGAGAAACUUAGCACGCUACAGUUGUUUUAUGCCGGUGCUUUUAGCGGCAUAUUCACGACAGUUAUAAUGGCACCUGGAGAACGUAUUAAAUGUCUUUUGCAAAUACAGCACGGAGAUGCUAAACCAAGGUACAGCGGACCUGUGGACUGUGCCAAACAAUUGUAUCGAGAAGGAGGUAUUGGGAGCAUCUACAAAGGCACCUGUGCAACACUGCUAAGAGAUAUUCCAGCCAGCGGAAUGUACUUCUUAACGUAUGAAUAUCUGAAAGAUCGCUUUACUCCUGAGGGAGGUAAGCUCAGUUUACUGGCUACUAUAGCGGCCGGCGGAUUCGCAGGAAUCGCGAACUGGUUGGUCGGUAUGCCACCUGACAUACUGAAGAGUCGCCUGCAAACUGCACCAGAAGGCACGUACACGCGCGGAGUUCGCGAAGUAUUUGUUAAGCUAAUGAAAAACGAGGGACCAACAGCACUUUACAAAGGCGUUGUGCCCGUUAUGUUGCGAGCUUUCCCCGCGAACGCAGCGUGUUUCAUGGGAUUCGAAGUUUUUAUGAAGUUUUUGAACUGGAUCGCACCGAAUUUGUAAAUUCAAUUAUUAUAUAAAAAAAAAAAAAACCUAUGUAAAAUGUUAGGAGAAAAUAUUCUGCCGUGUAAUACAAUUUUUUAUAUUGCGUAUACACACAUAUAUAUAUAUAUAUAU
Pseudomyrmex gracilis is the source of this 1111-nucleotide messenger RNA. It is a transcript of the gene colt, whose product is annotated as congested-like trachea protein. Gene Ontology annotation, biological process: carnitine transmembrane transport; mitochondrial transport. The coding region runs from base 110 to 997 and encodes 295 amino acids. The record is from RefSeq and is a predicted model, not a curated record. Gene Ontology annotation, cellular component: mitochondrial envelope. The transcript has 5 exons. Gene Ontology annotation, molecular function: O-acyl-L-carnitine transmembrane transporter activity. NCBI's taxonomy places the organism in Eukaryota, Metazoa, Arthropoda, Insecta, Hymenoptera, Formicidae.